Molecule: messenger RNA, 663 nt
Organism: Aspergillus candidus
Lineage: Eukaryota; Fungi; Ascomycota; Eurotiomycetes; Eurotiales; Aspergillaceae
Product: putative 2-hydroxychromene-2-carboxylate isomerase
Exons: 4
Coding region: 1-663 (220 amino acids)
Biological process (GO): glutathione metabolic process
Cellular component (GO): peroxisome; mitochondrion
Molecular function (GO): glutathione transferase activity; glutathione peroxidase activity
Source: RefSeq, a predicted model, not a curated record
AUGGCUCCCCCCCAGAUCAAGCUCUACCUGGACGUUGUGAGUCCAUUCGGUUACAUUGCCUUCCAUAUCCUGCAGAACUCCCCCGUUUUCGCCAGCUGCAAUGUGACAUACGUCCCUAUUUUCCUGGGGGGCCUGAUGAAAGCCUGUGGGAACACGCCUCCCAUCCGGGUCAAGAACAAGGAUAUUUGGAUCAAUGAGGAACGACGCCGAUGGGCGCGCUACUUCUCCAUUCCAAUGGUCCAUGACUCCCCCGAGGGCUUCCCGCCAAUGACACUAGCCCCGCAGCGCGCUCUCUGCGCCAUCUCCCAGAAGAAGCCCGAUCAGUUGGCGCCGGCCAUCGGAGCUCUCUACCAUUCGUUCUGGACAGAGGGCAAUGCCAAGAUCGGACAGGUCGAGGGGUUCCAGCCGGUGCUGGAGAAAGUGCUCGGAAAGGACGGCACGCAGGAAAUACUUGCAGCGGCAAACGAAGAAGAAAUCAAAUCCCGCCUGUCGGCGCUCACGGAUCAAGCAUUCCAGUCGGGCGCGUUUGGACUCCCGUGGUUCGAAUGCACCAAUAGCCAGGGCCAGACUGAGGGAUUCUGGGGCAUCGACCAUCUAGGACAGGUUGCUGAUUUCCUGGGGUUAAACCGAACUACCGAUAAGGGAUUCAGGUCAUUGCUGUAA